Molecule: messenger RNA, 2843 nt
Organism: Cylas formicarius (sweet potato weevil)
Lineage: Eukaryota; Metazoa; Arthropoda; Insecta; Coleoptera; Brentidae
Gene: pAbp
Product: polyadenylate-binding protein 4-like
Exons: 4
Coding region: 293-2176 (627 amino acids)
Cellular component (GO): ribonucleoprotein complex
Molecular function (GO): RNA binding
Source: RefSeq, a predicted model, not a curated record
UUCCGGUGCUCCAUUUUGUUAAACCGUAGUGGUGAAAGCGUGCGGUUGUGUCCGUGUUUCAACGACACACAACCCACCCUAAAAAAAGUGAAAUAAUAUCUCUAAAAAUACAAAAAAAAUAUAAAAAUAUCUCGCAAAAACCCAAAAAAAUCGAAAAAGAGUGAAAAACUAAAAUAAGCGAUAUUUUUAUUUCGUUUCGUAUGUUAUGGGAGCUAGCGUACUCUGUGUAUUUGUGGUGUCGUGAAUAUUCGGUAAGAUUCCACUGGGCUUAGUAAAAAGCUAAUUAUCUACGAUGAACCAAGGAGCACCGAAUUAUCCCAUGGCGUCUCUGUACGUCGGGGACUUGCACUCCGAUAUCACUGAAGCCAUGCUUUUUGAAAAAUUCUCAUCAGCUGGCCCAGUCUUAUCUAUUAGGGUUUGCAGGGAUUUGAUAACCCGUAGGUCUUUGGGUUAUGCCUAUGUAAAUUUCCAACAGCCCGCUGACGCGGAAAGAGCGCUGGAUACUAUGAACUUUGAUUUAAUCAAGGGACGACCCAUUCGUAUCAUGUGGUCUCAACGUGAUCCUUCUUUGAGGAAAUCCGGAGUGGGCAAUGUAUUUAUUAAAAAUUUGGACCGUUCCAUUGACAACAAAGCUAUGUAUGAUACUUUCUCUGCUUUUGGAAAUAUUCUUAGCUGUAAAGUAGCUCAGGAUGAGAACGGAACCAGCAAAGGCUAUGGUUUUGUUCAUUUUGAAACUGAAGAAGCGGCAAAUAGGUCUAUUGAAAAAGUGAAUGGAAUGUUACUGAACGGAAAGAAAGUUUACGUUGGCCGUUUUAUUCCUCGCAAAGAAAGGGAGAAGGAACUUGGAGAAAAAGCCAAAUUGUUCACAAAUGUUUAUGUAAAAAAUUUUGGUGAAGACCUAACGGAAGAGCAAUUGCGCGGGAUGUUUGAAAAGUUUGGUAAAAUUACCAGCUAUAAGAUAAUGAGCAAAGAUGACGGGAAAUCCAAAGGAUUUGGAUUUGUCGCAUUUGAGAGUCCUGAGGCGGCCGAGGCCGCAGUUGAAGCUCUGAAUGGCAAGGAAAUUGUUGAAGGGAAACCGCUGUAUGUUGGCCGGGCACAAAAGAAGGCGGAGCGGCAGCAGGAGUUAAAACGCCGGUUUGAAGCGCUGAAAAUGGAAAGGCUUAACCGUUACCAAGGGGUCAAUCUUUAUGUUAAAAACUUGGAUGACACUAUAGAUGAUGAGCGGCUACGCAAGGAGUUCUCACCAUUUGGAACUAUAACUUCAGCCAAAGUAAUGAUGGAAGAAGGCCGGAGCAAAGGAUUUGGUUUCGUCUGUUUCUCAUCUCCUGAAGAGGCUACGAAGGCCGUCACUGAGAUGAACGGUCGUAUUGUUGGAUCCAAGCCGUUGUAUGUAGCUUUGGCUCAAAGAAAAGAAGAUCGUAAGGCCCACUUGACAUCCCAAUACAUGCAAAGAAUGGCUAAUAUGCGUAUGCAUCAAAUGGGUCAGUUUAUCCAGCCGGGUGCGUCUAGCGGUUACUUUGUACCUACUUUACCCGCCCCGCAAAGAUUUUAUGGUGCAGCUCAACUUCCGCAGAUUAGAACGAGUCCAAGAUGGCCUACCCAAACACCCGUUAGACCAGGCGGACAAGGAGGUGCUACUGCCUACGCUGGUAUGCCAAACACCUACAGAGCCACAGCCCGUCCGCCAAAUCAGACCGCGGCCAUGCGCAGCAACAUUAACGUCCCAAGACCCAUCACUGGUCAACAACCCCCUAAUAUGCAAGGGCGACCGCUUGCAGGUCAAAGUGUAGUCGCUGCUGGAGGAAGUCGCACCGCUAACUUCAAAUAUACUGCAAAUAUGAGAAACCCACCGCAAGCCAUGGGUGCCUUACCAGCAGCGCCGGUUCAGCAAGCCGUGCAUAUUCAAGGACAAGAACCACUGACCGCUACCAUGUUGGCGGCGGCACCGCCCCAAGAACAGAAACAGAUGUUAGGAGAGCGUCUUUUCCCACUUAUUCAGCGGAUGUAUUCCGACCUGGCCGGCAAAAUCACCGGCAUGUUGUUGGAAAUCGACAAUACUGAAUUGCUGCAUAUGUUGGAACACAACGAAUCUCUCAAGAACAAAGUUGAAGAGGCCGUGGCCGUGCUGCAAGCCCACCAGGCGAAACAAGCCGCGACCCAGAUCAAGAAAGAGUAAAGAAACGCAUUUUGUGCGUCAAAUACACAGAUUUUACGUAUGUAUGAUAAAAUUAAAAAAAUUGCAAACAAUUUAAAAGACAAAAAGUUGAAAAAAAAAAGGAAACAACCAACAAAGUUAAAAAAAGAAAUUUAUAGAUAACUUUUGUUCAGACGACGCCCUUUUUUGCAAGGUCCAACUACUGCAAGUUGUUUGUACAUUUUAUUGCUCCUAAUUUUUGUUUACUUACAGUCAACUUACAGUUUUUCAUACCAACGAAGCAGUCAGUCUACAUCUAUCUUUUCUUUACUAGGUUAUAUUUUCAGUAGAUUUAAGUUUAUUCGCCUAUUGGAAUAUUAACGGCGCAAUAUUUGUUAAUUGGCUUUUUAUAUUUGAUGAUUUACUCUUCAAUUUAACCUUACCAUUGUAUUCAAUUGCUCCUUCUAAGUAAAUAUUGUUUAGGGCAGACUUUUAUUUAGUGGAUAAAACCUUUCUGGCAAAAAUUGCAUUUACCUGUUAACAGAGCUCCACAAAACCCUUGCGAUGAGCUCCUUUCGAUAAUUUAUUUAAUAAAAUUAUAAACCUACUUCUUUACAGUUUAAAUUUUUAGUAUUUCUAUUUCUAAAAUUCUAUGGUUUGGGGAUUACUUUGUAAUUCCUUUGGGAUUAAUAAAUGUGUAUUGAUUAUA